Molecule: messenger RNA, 1311 nt
Organism: Pistacia vera
Lineage: Eukaryota; Viridiplantae; Streptophyta; Magnoliopsida; Sapindales; Anacardiaceae
Product: ABC transporter I family member 11, chloroplastic
Biological process (GO): transmembrane transport
Cellular component (GO): membrane; chloroplast envelope
Molecular function (GO): ATP binding; ATP hydrolysis activity; ATPase-coupled transmembrane transporter activity
Source: RefSeq, a predicted model, not a curated record
AUGGCAAAACAUUUGGAUUCUCAUCACGUGAAUUUGCCGAACGUUAAAGCGCCCAAACCAAACAAUCGUCUACCGUUUAUCAUGGCGAGUUCGACUUUGGCGCUCUCCUCUCCGCUUCACUGGACAAAUUUGAAUUAUCGAGCUUCAUUUGUACCAAUCACGCUCCAGAUUUAUUUCCAAACUCAGGCUGUUGGAAUCUCCUGUCAUUAUUCUUGCCUUGAAGUUAAGGAUGUCUACUAUCGACCCCCAGGGACCCAGCUCAACAUUUUAAAUGGAAUUAGUUUCUCCCUUCCUGAGAAAAGUUUUGGCCUGAUUUUUGGACAGAGUGGAAGUGGAAAAACUACUCUCUUGCAGCUUCUUGCAGGACUAAGCAAACCAACAUCGGGUUCCAUUUACAUUAAAAAAUAUAGGAAUGAUGACAAACCAAAUGAGUCCCCUGACUCGUUACUCGCUGAAAGAGUUGGCAUUGUGUUUCAGUUUCCAGAGAGGUAUUUUGUGGCAGAUACUGUGCUUGAUGAAGUUAUCUUUGGGUGGCCAAGGCAAAGUGGUGAUCUUCAAUUGAAGGAGUACCUUACUCUGAAUCUCCAAAGAGCUAUUAAUUGGGUUGGAUUUGGUGGGAUCUCUUUGGAUAAGGACCCUCAUUCUCUAAGUGGUGGCUAUAAGCGUCGGCUUGCAUUGGCAAUUCAAUUGGUACAAAUCCCAGAUUUAUUGAUAUUGGAUGAACCUCUUGCUGGUCUGGAUUGGAAGGCACGUGCAGAUGUUGUGAAGCUUUUGAAGCACAUGAAAGAAUUAACUAUACUUGUUGUUAGUCAUGACCUCAAAGAGUUGGCAACUAUAGUUGAUCGAUCUUGGAGGAUGGACAUGGGUGGAACUUUGAGAGAAGAGCCCCUACCAGUGUAAUUUGGAACUCAGCUUGUGUCUACCUCUUCAAAACAUGAUGCUAUGAGGCAUGACUAUGACAUCUUUCAGCAGUUGAAGCUUGUCUUCUGAAAUGCCUUUCAUUGCCAUGUAUAGAAUUCUUCUGCAGAGCCCACUUAAACAGAGUUGCCAACUGUCUUUUAUCAACAUGUCCCACAAGUAUCUGUGGAAGUAGCAUUAAGCUAAGAAGAAGCUGUUGUAGCCUAGAGACAAAAGCCAUGCAGGCAUUUUCAGUUUGAGACACACUUCAACGAGUUGGGGUCUGGUAAUUGAAGCACCACAGGUAAAGUUACUAAUGUUGACAAAGUGCGGAUAUACUUCUAUGGUUUGUGUCUAUUUAUAUAGAUCAAUGGUGUUUAUCAUGCGACAUGUAAUCAAAUUCUAAGAUCUCAA